This is a messenger RNA of Tribolium castaneum (red flour beetle), 1545 nucleotides long. Its product is annotated as tudor domain-containing protein 3. The record is from RefSeq and is a predicted model, not a curated record. Gene Ontology annotation, cellular component: cytoplasm; nucleus. Gene Ontology annotation, molecular function: RNA binding. Bases 146 to 1498 code for a protein of 450 amino acids. Gene Ontology annotation, biological process: mRNA processing. The transcript has 7 exons. Lineage: Eukaryota; Metazoa; Arthropoda; Insecta; Coleoptera; Tenebrionidae.
UACCUACCUGAUGAUAGAUGCAACUGUCAGUUUGUAAAAGUGGUUCGUUUUCUUUUAAUAAUAAGUUAAUUAGUUUGAUUUCGUCUGUUUUGAAUUAUGCAUUUAAGUAUAGUUGUGUGAAAAUUGCGAAAAUUCAUAAUUUCUGAUGGCUUGUGAUUUGCUAGGGCCAGGCUGGAAUAUCUCCGAAAAAGGCUUGGAGAUAAUCACCGAAAGUAAUACAGUUACUAACAAGUCUCAAGUAUUAAAAAAUGCGCUCAAUUCUGAUUUAAAAGAAAUCGGUAGUCCAGUUUUAGCUAAAAUACUUAAUAAGAGUAAUGUUUCUCAGGUUGUACUUCAAAUCCAAAAAAUUCGUAAUAUAUCAGCCCCUAAGGCAAACGAGAAGUCUCAAGCAGCCCCCCGUAUGUUAAAGCUAGUCUUAACCGAUGGUGAGACGUACAUUCAGGCAAUUGAAACUUCUCCAACCCCUUCAAUAAGUGACAAAACCCCUCCAGGCACUAAAAUAUUGAUAAGUUCGGCGAAAAUUUCCUCUGGUUAUUUAUUACUUGACUCAAAUAAUUGUUCCUUGCUUGGGGGCAAAGUCCCGGCGCUUUACGAAAAGUGGGAAAUUGCUAAAAGUGUUCACAAUCACAACAGGCAAAAUGCUUCAAGUGAUGGGCCACCAGCUUGGGUCAACUUUGGUUGCAAAAUCCAGUCAGACAUUCAAGACAAACCAUUCAAAUCACUGGACAAUAAAAACCAAGAAGUGAAAGAAAACACUAAAUUUGACUUGCAAAGACAGGACGCCAUAGCUGAGGCUACUUCAGGUGCGGUGAAAAAAGUAUUCGGAGGUGGCACUAAACCAGCACAAGUCCAGCCACAAUUUCCUAAAAAUACGAAAAAAACUGAUUUCCCCAAAAAAAAUCCGAAAACUAAAAAUACUGUAACAGUGGAAAUGGACGAAAAACCGCAAAAACCGCUAGAAAGAGUGUCCCUGUUUGAUUUUCUCGAGGAUAAAUUGCCCCCGAACGAAGUCAGUGAACCUCCCAAAAACCAACAAAAUCAAAAAAAUUACAACACUUUUUAUCACAAUCAAAAUAAAUACAAAGGCGGUUCAAAGCAAGAUAAUUUCUUCAAACCUAGAAACGAGCCACAAGCUCAUAAAAAUGAAAUGAACGGUUUGACUAACAAUUUCGAGAAAAUGGCAAUUAAUACGCAAUUUGCCAGUCGAAGUCUCAAACAGCAUUUGAAUUUGGGGCCGCAGAAAAAAAAUUCGCAUGAAAGUACUGACGUAAAGUGGAAAGUGGGGGACGAUUGUGUUGCGAAAUAUUGGGAGGAUGGCAAAUACUAUAAUGCUAAUAUAACUGCCGUAACUGAUAACACUUGUGUUGUGAAGUUUAAAGGGUAUGGAAAUAUGGAAGAGGUGUUGAAAAGUGAUUGUCUUCCAGUAGAAACUAGCAAAAAAUCUUACUCAGGACCAAUGGAAUUUCGGAGGAAUACCAGGACGUACAGGAGGCAAUAGUCAAUUAUCACACUGUUUUUCUACUAAUAAAUAAUACGUAAAAAAUA